GAUGAAACUCCAAAGCGCAACAGAUGGCAUUAUAACACCACAAUAACAAGCACAGGGACCAGCGAAGCCUGUCACAGUAGCACUGAAUCUACCUACUGGGACUAGCAGGAAUGUGACGUGGAGAGGGGCCGUUCCCAGUCAUGUAACAUGCACCAGUUCAGCGUGGUCAGCAGAACGUGCAUGGGCACGGAUGAAGUUACCUGUGUCAAUGUGUUCCUAUGACAGGAGGCUAGCUGGUGUGAGUGUUUUUGUGCCUCACUAAGUGAAGAUGAUGGACACAUGCACUGUGCUUAGAAAUGAUAUAUGAUUGUAAUUUCAAUCAUUUUAGAAACAGUUUGUGUUAAAUGGAGAUUUUUAACAACGGCUCUGGUUUACCUGGUGAAGGCUUGUGAGACGACAUGACGAUGGUUACAAACAGGACCUCAAAGAAGGUUGGGGAAGAGGGUCAUGAUGAAGAUGGAGAUGUAACUUCAAGCAGUAAAAUAACACCAGGAGAUGGCACAACGGACGAAGGAACAAAUCCAGGUGACAGUUCCAGAGGUGACAAUAAAAUGACAGAAGGACAGAAAGAUGUAGAUGAAGUGAUUGAGGAGGGGGAGUCUGGACGAGGUUCUACCUGCUGUCCAUUGCGGUACUCCAUCAUAGCCCUAAUGUGUAUAGGGAUGGUGAUAAUUAACUCCAUGAGGACAAACGUGGGUUUUACCGUGAUGACCAUACUGGACGAAACAGCCCACGAUAAGGUCGGGACGCUGCAGGCUCUCAUCAAUCUCCCGAACGUCAAAUGGGACACAAGGAUGAUCGGCUUCCUCCAUAGUGUGUUCUACAUGGGGUACCUCAUCACGCAUCUACCCGCAGGGUACCUAGCAACCAGAAUUCCGUGUCACAGGUUAUAUGGGGGCAGCAUCCUGUUGUCUUCAGCUCUAAAUCUCCUCCUCCCUGUUUCUAUCGAUGAGAUCAGUUUUGUGUUUACCUGUAUAAUCCGGUUCCUGCAAGGACUCAGCGAGGGCUUGCUGUACCCCUCCUGCUACGGGAUAUUACGUCACUGGUCCACCCCGCAGGAGAGGGGGAGACUGGGCUCCGCUGUUCUCACAGGAGCCUAUGCAGGAGCUGUGAUCGGCUUCCCCCUGGCCGGCUUCAUCACACACUACAUCGGCUGGCAGUACAUCUACUACGUCAACGGUGGCGCUGGUGUGUUGUGGAUGUUGGUGUGGGUGCUGAUGUCGAGUGAAAAGCCGUCGCACCACAGACGCAUCAGCGACUCGGAGCUGCUUUACUUACAGAAAUCCCAAGGCAGCCAGGUCGUCGACUUUCAGGAAUCAUGGUUACCCUGGAAACGCAUAAUUAUUUCACCUGCUGUGAUAGCCCUCUGCUUCUGCCAUUUUGCCAGGAACUGGGUGUUUAUUUUAAUGUUAACGAACGAACCUUUCUACCUGAGCUUAUUUGGAUUUAACAUAGCUGAGAACGGCGUGUACUCCUCGCUGCCCCACAUAUUGAAGGUGCUGCUGGCGUUCGCAAGCGGCUACAUCGCAGACUGUCUGCUGCUGAGGAGCAAGCUGAGAACAGUCACGGUUAGGAAGCUUCUAACAGGAAUAGCGUUCGGGGUUCAGACUCUGUCGUUCUUCAUCCUCACCUUUAUACGGAACAAGGUAUCUGUGAUCGUCUUUCUCACUUUCGGAGUGGGCUUUGGCGGCCUAGCGGUGUCAGGUUGGCAGAUUAAUCACUACGAUCUCUCCACACGACACGCCUCGUUCCUGGUGGGUGUGACGUCAACGAUUGGCGUCUUGGGGGCUAUUGCUGCGCCCCUGGUGGCGGGGGAGCUAACUGUUAAUGAGGACUUAGAAGGCUGGAGGCACGUGUUCUACAUCACCGUCGGCGUAGUCGCAGUAGCUGCCAUACUGUUUAUGAUAUUAGGUUCAGGUGAAGAGCAGCCCUGGGCUACGCCACCUGAGCAUAUCCGCCUCGUACAGAAAACUGACCCGCUGGCCAAACGUCCCUAUAAAACAUUUACAGUGCAAGGCUCUAAACGACCAGUGGAGGUGACAACACCAUAUAAUAUCGCAACAGAGAAAGACUCUGCCAACGACAAUGUUGCCCCGGUAAAAGAUGACAGCCACGAAGACGUCGCCGUUUCAGAUGAGCAGAAAUCUACAUCAUGAGGAUUUGUGUACAAGUAGAAAUAUUGAAACAUUAUUUAACGUGUAUAUAAAUGUACAGAGUACCUACCAAAAAGGACAGUGAAUAAGUACCAAAACAGCUUUACCAUAUGACAGCUGCGAUAUACCAAUUGUGAUAUGUAAAUAGACGUGUAGGAAGGGGUGGUUAGCCAAACUGUAGUCUAUAACCCUGUAUCUAAACAGAAUUAAGUUUAUGAUUGUAGUCAUACAACAUGCUUCUCUUGGGGCUUCAAGACAUACUAUAUACCUCUGUCAGUGCUUCAAGACAUACUAUAUACUUCUGUCACUGCUCCAAGACAUACUAUAAUCUUCUGUUACUGUUUCAAGACGUACUAUAUACUUGUGUCAGUG
Messenger RNA from Haliotis rubra (blacklip abalone), 2525 nucleotides. Its product is annotated as vesicular glutamate transporter 2.2-like. Gene Ontology annotation, molecular function: neurotransmitter transmembrane transporter activity; L-glutamate transmembrane transporter activity. The coding region runs from base 399 to 2156 and encodes 585 amino acids. NCBI's taxonomy places the organism in Eukaryota, Metazoa, Mollusca, Gastropoda, Lepetellida, Haliotidae. Gene Ontology annotation, cellular component: excitatory synapse; synaptic vesicle membrane. The transcript is spliced from 13 exons. Gene Ontology annotation, biological process: neurotransmitter loading into synaptic vesicle; synaptic transmission, glutamatergic; monoatomic anion transport. The record is from RefSeq and is a predicted model, not a curated record.